CUCCUUCCUCUUUACUACACCUCCCAUUUCCAAUCCCUUGCUUUUUCUUAAUUCUGGUCACAUGUUUUUGUUCUUAUAAGUCCCCCUAACCACAUCUUUGUCUUUCUUUCUUCCUGUCUGGUUGGUCUAUUUAGAUACUGUGUCAGAGACUUAGUCAGCUUUUGUCCCUGCGAACCAACCGUGUCUGAACUACUCCUCUUCCAUCCCUUAAAAGGGCAAUACCCUUAUUAGAUAUUUGCUUGAUCUCAUAACCCAACACCCCACCCCCCAAAAAACCCUAAUUUGUUAUCAACUUUCGUAUCUCAAUAACUCAUAUAGCAUAUCCCCCCUCCCCAUGAAUAACCCUCACCAUCUGAACCCUACUUCUCUAAAAUCCAGGUUCACCACGAGGUUCCUCCGGGCCCUGACUAAAAUCCGUGCUCAAAAACCUAUCUCCUCAUCUUCUCCCACAGAGAUCUUCCGACGGUAUCGAAGGAUCAAGGCUGCAGCUGACAAGUCCAUGGCUUACUCCGUUAGGUCGAGGAGAAUUUGGAGUAGGGCAAUGCUUUGGAAGCUUCGAAGCCGAUCUUAUCGUCGUCAAGACCCUUGUUCAGGCAGAAGAUCUGGGAAGACUAAUCAAGCCAUCAUGAAAAAAUCAAGUAACGAGAAUACUACAACAAGAAGGGAAGAUGGGGUUGGGUUUGUUGAAGAGGCAGAUGAACUAAGACAGCUUGUUCCAGGUGGUGAAACCAUGAAUUUAUGCAACUUGUUGGAUGAGACUGCACAUUACAUAAAGUGUCUUACCACCCAGGUACAGGUGAUGAAAAAAAUUGCAGAUUUCUACUCUUUCUGAGUAAUUAUAUAUAAAUAUAUUCUUAUCACUUCAAUAUAUAUAAAUAAAUCCAAGGAACAUAAUUAAAAAAAAAGAAAAAAGAAGAGGAUAAAUUUGGUCUAUACAGAGAUGGGUGAGUAUUUUAUUUCUGUAGAAAGCAUAUAUAGAUAUAUAGCCAGCUGAAACAGUUCCUAAACAGAAAGUGAUGAUCAGUAGUACUAAGUGAAGAAACUUGCAAAAUCUGUGUCAUGGUAUUUUAAAGUAUUUGUAUAGUUAAUGUUGGUGAUUUCUAUUCCUAUAUAUAUGCAUCUAUUUUACAUACAA
Gossypium raimondii (Peruvian cotton) is the source of this 1135-nucleotide messenger RNA. Its product is annotated as transcription factor IBH1. Gene Ontology annotation, biological process: regulation of DNA-templated transcription. The transcript has a single exon. Bases 335 to 832 code for a protein of 165 amino acids. NCBI's taxonomy places the organism in Eukaryota, Viridiplantae, Streptophyta, Magnoliopsida, Malvales, Malvaceae. The record is from RefSeq and is a predicted model, not a curated record.